This is a messenger RNA of Physella acuta, 1248 nucleotides long. RefSeq lists its product as uncharacterized. NCBI's taxonomy places the organism in Eukaryota, Metazoa, Mollusca, Gastropoda, Physidae. The record is from RefSeq and is a predicted model, not a curated record.
AUGUCUUUAGCUCACGUCGUUGUGCUUUUGGCUUUAUUUGACACUGGAGGCGCUGGUUGUAGCAGAUCAGAUUGGAUGGAAAAGUUUAAAAAAGAGGGAACUUCAACGUGCAAUGACCUAAAUGAUUUUAUCUCUGGCUUUUAUCGAGCUGCCUUGGUGGUUAUUAAUGAGGACAGUAUAGAAUUAAUAGAAGGAGUUGAAUGUUGUUCGAGAACUUCACCAUGGGAGAAAUCUAAAACACAAACAAUGAUUGCUAAUUGGUGGUACUCGUUUAAUAAAGACGACUCCUGGUCAAUCUGUCCUCCUGGUUAUUUUCUUAACGGUUUUUACAGAACGAAAGACGCUGACCGUGGCUAUUUGAAUAACAUAGAAGAGGGACGUUGUUCUAAACCAGUUGACCACCCAGCAUACUAUGGUCACUGUUAUGACCACGAAGUUGGGAUCUGUUUUUCUGACAAAGGUUUGUGUAAAUGUAAUGAUGGUUACUAUGUCACUGAUUUGUUCAAGGCGAACUGUAAAAAACUUUAUUGUAUAAAGACUUUGCGAUGUUGCAAGCUGGCGUCAGCACCAGAAGUACUGGACGAUCUCCAUAAGGUGAAGACACGCAUCAUGGACACUACAAUGGAAGACAUAGCUAUUUUGGCGAAUUAUCUCGGUUAUGGUUGGUGUGGAGGUUGUAGAAGCCAGUAUGUUGGCGAGGAUUUUAUUAAAAACGGCGACACAUGGCUCUCUAGUACAAAACAACCUUGUGAUGGGUAUAUGCAUAAUCAACGUCUCAACCUAGCCUAUGGAGACUGGAGUUUUGGUAUAAAAGACAUCAAAUAUGGAACGCCUUUAAUUGAAGAUUUGACGCCUGAAACGAUAGACUCAGGAGUUCUUACAAACAGCGAACCGACAAAUUCAUCACAGAGUGUCACACGAACUGAAAUCAUUGCGCGUGCUGUCACCCAUACGACAACCAGCGCUUGGAAAAACAGCCAGGAACUGAAUUUCGGAAUCUCUUACACACCGCCUGGCGGACCUACUGUUUCUGUUGGGUAUAAGUUUGGAUUUGAAACAAGUUCAUCGCAAACAGAUGAAAACAGAAGGGAGCAGACGAAAUCCUUUACAAUGGUUUACAAGCAUAAGCCGACAAAGAAGUCUUCCUCUAUCAUCUCAAUAAAGAUAUACCUAAGAAGUAACACUCAGUCGUAUUGCAUACUGGAUAUUUACCUGGAUGAACCAAAGACUCAGCUGGGGAUUAGAUAA